GGAGGCUCUGGGAAAAUGGCGGCCGAAGUGGGCGGGGUAUCAGUUUGACCUCUUGUGUUUGUCAUUCCCUGUGAGUGAGGAUAGAAUGGCGGCGGCGCUGAGAGCAGUGGGGAGGAUGAAGCAGGUGCUGCUACUGCCGCGGAUCUGUGUGACCUCAGUCCGGAUGGAGAGUGGAGGUAAGGGCUCCCCUCCCACAGGAAUCAGUAAGACACUGGUCUCAUUUCCAGUGAAAAUCUCUAAUUUCCAGCAAGCAACCACAGGUGAGAAUAGAAAUGAGCCCCUCAGACCAGUGAAGGGUCUGCAGCAGUACGUGGCAGGGUUGGAUGGACAGUUGGACAGAGAGAUGGAGCUUAGACAGGAGGUCUCAUACAGCAGUGGUCAGAGCGUGGAUGAGAUGUCUCACAAACAAGAUGAUUCCUCUUCCAGCUCAAGCUCUGACUCCAGCUCUGAUUCUGAGGGUGAAGGGGAAGAGCCAGCCACUGAUUUACAUAUAAGUAAAGAAGAAAGUAGUGAAGGACAUCCAGGAUUACCUCCAGCCACCCAUAAAGUUCCCUCUAGUCCUGGUCACACAAGUCUGGAGAAGAAGAGCACAAUACCCCUAGAGAAAAUGGACCAGACAAGGACGGGAAGGGAGGACUUGCAAGAAUUUGCCACAGCGGUGACCAUAGAAGAGCAAAGUCUACAGACCUUUCCUCUACCUACAAAGAAGACCUUACCUGUAGCAGACAAAAUGGAGGGACCAGAUAGGGCAGUUUCUACUCAAGGAGCUUCAUCCACAGCAGCUGCGGAUUCUGAGGAGGCCAAAAUCCAAUUAACAUCUAAGGAGCUUCCCGCAGGAGCAGUAGAGACGAAGAUUCUAUUAACUACAACAUCUAAGGAACUUCCACCAGGAGCAGUAGAGAAUCCAGCACCCAUGUCUGGAAAGACCCAGAUCCUAUCGACUACCACAUCUGAGGAGCCUCUCACAGGAAUAGUAGAGAUGCCAGCAACCAUGUCUGGAAAGACCCAGAUCCUAUCAACUACAACAUCUAAGGAACUUCCACCAGGAGCAGUAGAGAUGCCAGCACCCAUGUCUGGAAAGACCCAGAUCCUAUCGACUACAACAUCUGAGGAGCUUCCAGUACAAAAGGAGGCGGCAGAGCUGCAUGAAUCAUAUUCUCCCCCGGAACCUGCACCCCAGGAGCCGUUUGAUAACACCAAGUACCAGAACCUGCAGCAUUUCAACUAUACAGCCUUCACCUUUGUAGAUGUGGACGUGGAGCUGGCGAAGUAUCGACUGCCGCAACCAUCGUCAGGACGUCAAUCGCCUCGUCACUGAGGCCUGAUUCUGUGCAAUAAAACCUGUAUAUAUAUAUAU
This is a messenger RNA of Bufo bufo (common toad), 1357 nucleotides long. It is a transcript of the gene NDUFV3, whose product is annotated as NADH:ubiquinone oxidoreductase subunit V3. The transcript has 4 exons. Gene Ontology annotation, biological process: mitochondrial ATP synthesis coupled electron transport. Lineage: Eukaryota; Metazoa; Chordata; Amphibia; Anura; Bufonidae. Gene Ontology annotation, cellular component: mitochondrion. Bases 86 to 1318 code for a protein of 410 amino acids. The record is from RefSeq and is a predicted model, not a curated record.